Molecule: messenger RNA, 1642 nt
Organism: Notothenia coriiceps (black rockcod)
Lineage: Eukaryota; Metazoa; Chordata; Actinopteri; Perciformes; Nototheniidae
Product: adapter protein CIKS-like
Exons: 10
Coding region: 73-1512 (479 amino acids)
Biological process (GO): positive regulation of canonical NF-kappaB signal transduction; humoral immune response
Source: RefSeq, a predicted model, not a curated record
GAGUGUAAAGAAUCCAGGCUGGAACAGGUAUGUCACUGUUGGUCUUUCUCCUUCCUUCUGACGGUGUUCUCAAUGCAUGGACUGCAGGCUGACUUGGUUAAGAUGGACAAAUCUGAAGAACCACCAGAACUAAAAGUGUUUCCCAUCACAAAUAAAUCAGAACAUUUCCUUCAACCUUUAAUCCCUGAAGUCAAAGUAAACCAAAUGUUUCACGCCAAUCCACAUCAUAAUAGAUCCAUACCAGCCCAUUACAUGGAUGCAGACUAUUUCUGCCAAAAAGGAGCAAUUGCAGUUGGACAAGUGAACCAGAAUUGUGGGAGUCAGCCAGUUUGUGAUACGCGGCGUGAUCUGAUGGAGCACAAAGAGCCAGAAGAUAGAGGAGCAGCUCCUGCCAGGAUGAAUCUCCAUCAUCGCCCCCGUCCUGCGGAGACCAGAGCGGGGGACACGAGAGCAGACUGCUCCUGUUUGGAGUGUGGAUCUCACCGGUUUGGAAACACUGAGCCUGCAAACACAGACACAACGAGGGGUGAGGAUGAAUUUAAUUCUCAGCUUCAGAGUGAUGAAGAGGAUCUUGAGCUUCCCUGUCCGCUAAGAUCUGACGAUGAGUGGCAACACUACCAACCACGUCAGCCUCCUCACCACUACAUGCACAACUAUGACCCCCGUCAUACCAUGAAUAUCGGGUAUUAUCAGCAGCAGUUCAACCCGUAUCCAGGCCACAGAUACCCUCCUCAGCCAUGUCACCACUCUGCUCCCUACCAGCAGAGAGGACCCUGGGAUGACUACCAAAACUGGCACCGACACCCUCAUGACCCUAUGAAUAGCAUGGUGGCUCAGGGAGGUGUGUCGGUGAACGUGCCUCAGUUCUUCGUCCCCCCGGUGGAGGGCAUGUCACAGGUCAGCGUGUUGAACCUGAGCCCUGCAGGAGAGGAGGCGUCUGUCUCACAUCCACAAGAGAAGAGAAGAACCAUCAGUCUGCCCGAGGAGUGCCGAAACAUUUUAAUAACCUAUUCUUCGGACAUUUCCUCAGAAAUAGUCCCCUUCGUAGACUUCCUCACAAAGCAAGGUUUCAGACCAGCUAUUGGCAUAUUUGACAACCCAAUCAGACGCUUGGAUAUCAACAAGUGGAAGGACAGUUACCUGAGAGAUCCAUCAACCCUGAUUAUCGUCGCCAUCAGUCAAAAGUAUAAGGAGGACAUUGAAGGAUAUGCAGUGGACAACCAUGGUCUACACACUAAAUAUGUUCACUCCAUGAUGCAGAAUGAAUUCAUCCAACAAGGCAGCUUGAAUUUCAGAUUCAUACCGCUUCUCUUCCCAAAUGCAUCCCAGAAGCACGUCCCAUGUUGGCUUCAGAACACGCGUGUUUACCGCUGGCCGCAGGACACUGAGGAUCUGUUACUGCGGCUGCUAAGGGAGGAGAGAUACAUUCCUCCUCCGGUCCCGCUGGAGCUCACCCUCAUCAUCAGGCCCGUGACCCCCAGCUGCAGCUCCAGUGUCAACGCACACCUGUGAUCAUUACUAUGUUGAGGACUUGUGUGUAGCUCAUUUGAAUUGCAGUAAUGUACACCUCCUGUAUAUCCUGUAAGAAACAAUUCAUGUUCUAUCCAAUGUACAGAUGUUUCAAUAAAGUGUGUUGACUGUU